CGCCUCCUCAGCCGCCGCCGCCGCCGCCAGUGGCGAGACCCCGACCUGGCGGGUCAGCGCUGGGCGUGCGUGCGGGCAGGCGGGGGCGCUGACGAGGAGCAGGAAGCGGCGGCCGCACCAGCGUGGGCGGCUGGCCGAAGCGGAGGCGCAGAGAGGCGGCGGCGGCGGCGGGUCGCGUUCGACUGCCCUCCUUGCUCAGCAUUAUGGAUCCAAGCCUGUUGAGAGAAAGGGAGCUGUUCAAAAAACGAGCUCUUUCCACCCCUGUAGUAGAAAAACGUUCAGUAUCUUCUGAAUCAUCAUCAUCAUCAUCUAAGAAGAAGAAAGCAAAGGUAGAACAUGGAGGAUCAUCAGGCUCUAAACAAAAUUCUGAUCAUAACAAUGGAUCAUUUAACUUGAAAGCUCUAUCAGGAAGCUCUGGAUAUAAGUUUGGUGUUCUUGCUAAGAUUGUGAAUUACAUGAAGACACGACAUCAGCGAGGAGAUACAUAUCCUUUAACUUUAGAAGAAAUUUUGGAUGAAACACAACAUUUAGAUAUUGGGCUCAAGCAGAAACAAUGGCUAAUGACUGAGUUAACUGAAAAAUCUUUCUUUAUCUUUAAGGCUUUAGGGGACCAGAUACUAUUUGUAAAUCGUCCUGAUAAGAAGAAAAUACUUUUCUUCAAUGAUAAGAGCUGUCAGUUUUCUGUGGAUGAAGAAUUUCAGAAGCUGUGGAGGAGUGUCACUGUGGAUUCGAUGGACGAGGAGAAAAUUGAAGAGUAUCUGAAGCGACAGGGUAUUUCUUCCAUGCAGGAAUCUGGACCAAAGAAAGUGGCCCCUAUUCAGAGAAGGAAAAAGCCUGCUUCGCAGAAAAAGCGACGGUUUAAGACUCAUAACGAGCACUUGGCCGGAGUGCUGAAGGAUUACUCCGACGUUACUCCCGGCAAAUAGGGAGCAGCUUGCAAAACCCUGAACAAAGCGUUACGAAUACACAAUCAAGAUCCUUCUUGGUGAUGCCUGGGCUCCGAGGACUGAGGAAGGAGCAGCUCAGUUUACAAGACAAGUGCAAAUUACCAAACUCAAAGCUUAUUUUGAUUGAACGGGCUGAUGAGAAAUGUGACGUUCUCUGUUAACCUUCUGUUACUUCUUGGGAGAAAGGCGCUUCGCAUGGCGUGCAGGUGUCUUUGCUAUUUAUUUCUGUUUCUAAAGGGUACCUGGUUCCAUUUUUCCUCUUUUAUUACUUUAGAGCAAGUUUGCAGAUAGUCUCGAAUGCAAUAUUUGUUUAUUCCAAAGGAACGUAUUUAUAAUAAAAUCAUCGUAGAAGGAUUUUU
Messenger RNA from Propithecus coquereli (Coquerel's sifaka), 1306 nucleotides. It is a transcript of the gene GTF2E2, whose product is annotated as general transcription factor IIE, polypeptide 2, beta 34kDa. The transcript has 7 exons. The record is from RefSeq and is a predicted model, not a curated record. Gene Ontology annotation, biological process: transcription initiation at RNA polymerase II promoter. The coding region runs from base 204 to 926 and encodes 240 amino acids. Lineage: Eukaryota; Metazoa; Chordata; Mammalia; Primates; Indriidae. Gene Ontology annotation, cellular component: transcription factor TFIIE complex.